Molecule: messenger RNA, 1619 nt
Organism: Rubroshorea leprosula
Lineage: Eukaryota; Viridiplantae; Streptophyta; Magnoliopsida; Malvales; Dipterocarpaceae
Source: the annotation of a GenBank genome assembly
GGUUUUGCUUUUGUGCAGUUUUUGUUCUUGGUGCCUUGAUAUUUCUUGGAAGUCAACUAUGGAAGAUGCUGCAGUUCCAUGAUGGGGAUUCAGGGGCGGGUCAUAUUCCUCCGGGCAGCCGCGGAUUGCCGUUGAUUGGAGAGACUUUACACUUCAUGGCUGCCAUCAACAGUGGAAAAGGUUUCUAUGAUUUUGUUCGAAUUCGAAGUCGCAGAUAUGGACAUUGCUUCAAAACCAAUAUGUUUGGGGAGACUCAUGUGUUUGUAUCAAGUACUGAAUCAGCCAAAGCGAUCCUCAAUAAUGAAUUGGGUAAAUUCACAAAGAGGUAUAUAAUGUCCAUAGCACGGCUGGUGGGGGAUCAAAGCCUGCUCUGUGCUUCUUACCAACAUCACAAGUUCCUCCGCAGCCGUCUGCUCCAUCUCUUCUCUGCAAGUUCUGUAGCUUUACUGGUCAAGCAGUUCGAUAAUCUGAUCGUUAAUACCCUUUCCGGAUGGGAAGACGGUGGUACUGUGGUUAUACUCAAGGAAGCUUCGAAGGUGACCUUUAAAGCAAUGUGCAGAAUGUUGAUGAGUCUAGAAAGGGAGACAGAAUUGGAGAUGCUGCUAGAAGAUGUAGCUCAAGUUUGUGAAGCCAUGCUUGCUUUUCCUCUGAGGUUGCCUUGGACUAGAUUUCAUAUGGGCCUCCAGGCUAGGAAAAGAAUCAUGAGCAGAUUGGAGAAGAUAAUUAGUGAAAGAAGAAGCGGAUUAAGAGAUAGUCAUGAAGAUUUUCUGCAACACCUUUUAGCAGAGCAUGAUAAUUCUGGUUCUGAUGAAAACCGUAAGCUAACAGAUGCAGAGAUUCAAGAUAAUAUUUUGACCAUGAUCAUUGCAGGUCAGGAUACAACAGCAAGUGCAAUGACCUGGAUGGUGAAGUACCUGGGUGAAAAUGAAGAGGUCUUCGACACACUCAAGGCUGAGCAAAUUCACCUUGCAAAGAAAACUUCGAAAAAGCCAUUUCUUACCGUUGAAGAUCUUAGUGAGAUGGACUAUGCUUCUAAGGUAGUUAAAGAAUCAUUAAGAAUGGCGUCUGUAGUACCAUGGUUUCCACGGCUAGUUCUCCAGGAUUGCCAGAUUGAAGGAUAUAACAUAAAGAAAGGAUGGAAUGUUAACAUAGAUGCAAGAUCAAUACAACUUGAUCCAAUGGUAUACAAUGACCCUAACAAGUUCAAUCCAAGAAGGUUUGAUGAUGAAUCAAGACCAUGCAUCUUUCUUGCUUUUGGAAUGGGUGGAAGAGCAUGCCUAGGCAUGAACAUGGCCAAAGCCAUGAUGCUAGUCUUUCUCCACCGUCUUGUGACAACUUACAACUGGAAGGUAAUGGACUCAGAUUCAAGUGUUGAGAAAUGGGCAUUGUUUUCAAGACUAAGAAACGGUUGCCCUAUACAUGUGAAACGCAUCACACCUUAGCCUAAUUCUUGAAGAUUCUUACUUAAAUAAAGGAGUUGGUCGCUUUCAAGUAGAAAAAGGUUAGUAAAAGUAAGGGACGCUUGCGUAAUGACUAUAGGGUAGUGAAGAUUAGGAUUAGGCAAGGUGUGUCACCUAAUUCUCUGCAUCAUUGUAAAUACAUAAAACGUUAUGUAUUGA